Molecule: messenger RNA, 516 nt
Organism: Solea solea (common sole)
Lineage: Eukaryota; Metazoa; Chordata; Actinopteri; Pleuronectiformes; Soleidae
Gene: ompa
Product: olfactory marker protein a
Exons: 2
Coding region: 16-516 (166 amino acids)
Biological process (GO): signal transduction; sensory perception of smell
Source: RefSeq, a predicted model, not a curated record
CACUUGACAUUGGACAUGAACAAGACCGAGGCUCCCUCCACAACCAUAGUCCUGCCAUUCAAAGAAGACAUAACGCUGACAGAGAUGAUGCGUCUACGCGUGUCGUCUCUUCAGCGGUCAGGGCAGAAGCGCCAGGAUGGCGAGCGUCUGCUUCUUCCCCAUGAGGCCGUAUAUCGGCUGGACUUCCACAACCAGCAGCUGACCUUCUCCCGCUGGUAUUUCUCCCUCUCUGGCCAUGGUCGUGUCACCAUCACUGGUAUUUGCCAGCUCUGGACCCCUGACCUCACCAACUUGAUGACGCGUCAGUUAAUGGAACCCAUUGGAACAAUCUGGCGCAACGCUGGCGACCCAGAGGAUUCUCCGCUCAAAUACCUGGAGGCGGACAUGCAGGAGUUUGGUGAAAGGAUUGCAGAGCUCGCAAAGGUCAGGAAGGUCAUGUAUUUCCUGUUUGCUUUCAAGGAUGGAGCAGAGGCAGCAAAUCUCAGCUGCUCAGUGGAGUUCACACCAGAGAAAUGA